Zeugodacus cucurbitae (melon fly) is the source of this 1622-nucleotide messenger RNA. RefSeq names its product tubulin beta-2 chain (gene betaTub85D). Gene Ontology annotation, biological process: microtubule cytoskeleton organization; mitotic cell cycle. Gene Ontology annotation, molecular function: GTPase activity; GTP binding; structural constituent of cytoskeleton. The record is from RefSeq and is a predicted model, not a curated record. Lineage: Eukaryota; Metazoa; Arthropoda; Insecta; Diptera; Tephritidae. The transcript is spliced from 2 exons. Gene Ontology annotation, cellular component: cytoplasm; microtubule. Bases 1 to 1341 code for a protein of 446 amino acids.
AUGCGCGAAAUCGUACAUAUACAGGCUGGACAAUGUGGCAAUCAGAUAGGUGGCAAAUUUUGGGAAGUGAUAUCUGAUGAACAUUGCAUUGAUGCCACAGGCACCUAUUAUGGCGAUAGCGACUUACAAUUAGAACGUAUUAAUGUAUACUAUAACGAAGCUACAGGUGCCAAAUAUGUACCUCGCGCUAUUCUAGUCGAUUUAGAGCCGGGCACUAUGGACUCAGUACGUUCUGGCGCUUUCGGACAAAUCUUCCGUCCAGAUAAUUUUGUAUUUGGUCAGUCAGGAGCGGGUAAUAAUUGGGCUAAGGGUCACUAUACAGAAGGCGCGGAAUUGGUCGACUCAGUACUUGAUGUUGUAAGGAAAGAGUCUGAAGGAUGCGAUUGCCUACAGGGAUUUCAGUUAACACAUUCCCUUGGAGGUGGCACAGGCUCUGGCAUGGGCACAUUAUUGAUAUCGAAAAUCCGUGAGGAGUACCCUGAUCGUAUUAUGAAUACAUUUUCUGUAGUACCCUCGCCUAAAGUGUCGGAUACUGUCGUGGAACCAUACAAUGCUACGUUAAGUGUACAUCAACUAGUAGAAAAUACUGAUGAAACAUACUGCAUCGACAACGAAGCUCUUUACGACAUCUGCUUUCGGACAUUAAAGCUAACUACGCCAACCUAUGGCGACCUAAAUCAUUUGGUAUCUGCAACAAUGUCUGGAGUAACGACAUGUUUACGCUUUCCUGGUCAACUUAAUGCAGAUCUGCGGAAGUUGGCUGUGAAUAUGGUGCCAUUUCCUCGUUUGCAUUUCUUCAUGCCUGGUUUUGCUCCAUUAACCUCUCGUGGUUCGCAACAAUACCGUGCUCUUACCGUACCUGAACUAACGCAACAGAUGUUUGACGCUAAGAACAUGAUGGCUGCUUGCGACCCGCGCCAUGGGCGGUAUUUAACCGUUGCAGCAAUAUUUAGAGGACGAAUGUCAAUGAAAGAAGUUGACGAACAAAUGUUGAAUAUCCAAAAUAAAAAUAGCAGUUUUUUUGUAGAAUGGAUUCCGAAUAAUUGUAAAACUGCUGUGUGUGAUAUACCUCCACGAGGUUUAAAAAUGUCCGCCACAUUUAUUGGGAAUUCCACAGCGAUUCAGGAAUUGUUUAAGCGCGUUUCAGAACAAUUUACGGCAAUGUUUAGACGCAAAGCGUUUUUACAUUGGUACACCGGAGAAGGUAUGGACGAGAUGGAGUUUACAGAAGCAGAAAGCAAUAUGAACGAUUUGGUAUCAGAAUACCAACAGUACCAAGAAGCGACCGCAGAUGAAGAAGGAGAAUUCGACGAGGAUGAGGAAGGAGGUGGGGACGAAUAACAGUUCCAUCAAUCGUAGUGAUGAUAGCUAAUGUGUCUAACUUAGGAGUUUUGCUAAAUUUUAACUUGUGCGCUGAAAGCAAUUGUAAAAUUGGAUUGUAACAUUCAUAGUUAUCAUUUACACCUCAGUAAGCACUUUAUGUUCAUAUUCAUAUAAUAUUUGAUUCCUCCCUGCGUGUAUGAACGCCUUUUAGUGGAACUUAUUUUUCAUGUAAUUUUUUGAAUAACUUGUCAAUAGAAAGAAACAAAAUACAUAUUUAUGUCUAGACCAAAUUAACAAAA